Tarenaya hassleriana is the source of this 720-nucleotide messenger RNA. RefSeq lists its product as uncharacterized. Lineage: Eukaryota; Viridiplantae; Streptophyta; Magnoliopsida; Brassicales; Cleomaceae. The transcript is spliced from 2 exons. The record is from RefSeq and is a predicted model, not a curated record. The coding region runs from base 1 to 720 and encodes 239 amino acids.
AUGACUACUUCUGUGAGAGAUCUUACCAUAGACUUUCAUAAACUCGAUAAGUUCGAGGGCGUGGGAUUUCGAAGGUGGCAGAAGAAGAUGCAUUUCCUCCUGACGACGCUGAACGUCGUCUACGUGAUAAGCACUCCUAGGCCGGAAGAAACCGAAGAGGAGACAUUGGCAGCGGCUCGCGCACGGAACAAAUGGGACAACGAUAACUACGUGUGUUGCGGCCACAUCCUUAACGGUAUGUCCGAUGAACUUUUUGAUGUAUAUCAACACAUAGAUACCGCCAAAGCCCUGUGGGACUCGCUGGAGGCUAAAUAUGUCUCUGACGAUGCCUCUAGCAAGAGAUUUCUUGUAAGUAGUUUCAACUCUUACAAGAUGGUGGACUCGAGAUCGGUCAUGGAGCAAUUCCAUGAACUACAAAGGAUCUUGAGUCAAUUCGUACAACACAAACUGCAGAUGGAUGAAGCCAUCAAAGUUUCAUCCAUUGUUGAUAAACUUCCACCGAGUUGGAAGGAUGUCAAACGUUCCCUGAAACACAAAAAAGAGGAUAUGUCUCUUGAACAAUUGGGAACACAUCUUCGCAUCGAGGAGGAUCUCCGGAUGCAAGAUGGGAAAGGCGUUUCUCCUCCUACUACAGUGAAUAUUGUAGAGGAUGAGAAACGUGGAGCCAAAAGACAAGGAAAGAGACCCUCCAAGGGUGGAAUCGGUCCGGAUUCGGAGUGA